Auxenochlorella protothecoides is the source of this 1026-nucleotide messenger RNA. RefSeq names its product putative oxidoreductase, chloroplastic. The record is from RefSeq and is a predicted model, not a curated record. NCBI's taxonomy places the organism in Eukaryota, Viridiplantae, Chlorophyta, Trebouxiophyceae, Chlorellales, Chlorellaceae. Gene Ontology annotation, cellular component: cytoplasm. The transcript is spliced from 7 exons. Bases 1 to 1026 code for a protein of 341 amino acids.
AUGCCCACCCUGAAUCGAAAACCAGCAUCCGAGCGGGAUGGCGUCCCCCUGGGGCCUCACACCGUCUCGCCCAUGGGGCUGGGCACCUGGGCUUGGGGUAACAAGCUGUUGUGGGGGUACAGCGAGGGCAUGGACAGCGAGCUGCAGCAGGUCUUUGACCUGGCCCUGCAAUCAGGCAUCAACCUCAUGGACACCGCGGACUCCUACGGCACCGGGCGCCUCAACGGGAGGAGCGAGCGCCUGCUGGGCAACUUCAUGCGUGACAGCCGGGAAACCCGCCCUGUGAUCGCCACCAAGCUGGCUGCCUACCCCUGGCGCCUCCUGCCUGGGCAGUGGGUGGCCGCCGCCCGGGCCAGCUCCAAGCGGCUGGGCCUGGAAAGGGUGCCCGUCAUCCAGCUGCACUGGAGCACUGCCAAGUAUGCGCCCAUCCAGGAGCGGCUGAUGUGGGACGGCCUGUGCUCCAUUUACAAGGAGGGUCUGGCCGAGGCAGUGGGCGUCAGCAACUACGGCGCGGAGCAGCUGGCGCGCAUCCAUGACUAUCUUGAUGCCCGGGGGGUGCCUCUGGCGUCUGCCCAGGUGCAGUACUCCCUGCUGAGCAGGGGGGGCGCUCAGGAGAGCGUGCGGCGGGAGGCCGAGGAGCGGGGCAUCGCCCUCAUAGCCUACAGCCCCCUGGCCCUCGGCAUGCUGAGUGGAAAGUAUGGAGUGGAGGAUGGCGAGGCAGCUGCGUCCCUGCCACAGGGCCCUCGGGCGCUGCUCUUCAAGCAGAUCCUGCCUGGCGCGGCGGACCUGCUGCAGGAGCUGCGCCAGAUCGCACAGGCCCGCGGGAAGACGGUGCCUCAAGUCGCGCUCAACUGGUGCAUCUGCCAGGGCACGAUUCCCAUCCCCGGGGCGACCAGUCUCGCCCAGUUCCAGGACAGCCUGGGGGCGCUGGGGUGGAGGCUGACACGGGAGGAGUGUGGGCGCCUGGAGGAGGCCUCGGACGCCGUGCCACGGGCCAUGCUGCAAAACAUCUUUCAGACGGCCUGA